AAAAGAAACAAUACUCCAAACGAAUUGAAUCGAACUGCUCGUAAACUCUAAACGAGCAACUCGAGUUAAAAAAAGAAGAAGUUCUUAUUGAACUCGAACCAAGUUUCGAGUCGAACUAACAUAGAUUCGACUCGACUCAUUUUCAGCUCUCUAUAGACUAGUACAUGACAAAAAACUAAAUAUGCCAGCUCCGUGUGUUCUCCACCAUCAUAAUUCAUAACUCAGACCAACGGAGAUGGUGGCCACCACCAGCACUGCCACCCUACUGUUUUUGUUCAACCAAAACACUCUUGCUGCACCAUUAGAGUAACAUUAACAACUUUCUCCUAUGUCUAUGUUUCCCAACAAAAUCAAACCCCUUUUAUCUUCUCUCCCAAAAAAACCUUCACUACACCAAAUCAAACAAACCCAUGCACACGUCGUCGUUUCAGGCCAAUCUCAAUCCCGUCUCAUCUUUCACAUUCUCUCUCUACUUUCUCUCUCUAAAUUCCCACUCAACUAUUCCCUCUCCAUUUUCAACUCAAUUUCAUUCCCUACCGUUUUUGCAUUCAACUCCAUCAUUCGUUGUCACGCCAAAUCAAAUUCAUCUCCUUUGAACUCACUCUCACUUUACUCCUCAAUGCGACGUCGUUUCCUCAAACCCAAUCAACACACAUUCACUUUCCUACUUAAUGCAUGCACAAAAGAAAAUUUCAAGCUUACACCUGGUGUUCAGGUUCAUUGUCAUGUGAUCAAGCUCGGUUACGUGCGCCACGUGUUUGUUCGUAACGCGCUUAUUCAUUUUUACUUUGAGUGUUCUGAUGCAACGGAGUGUUCUAAGAAGGUGUUUGAGGAAGAUACAGAUAGUAUUUGCAGUGAUGUUGUGACUUGGAAUUCUAUGUUAGCUGGUUUGGUUAGAAAAGGUGAGGUUUUUGUUGCGGAGAAGAUGUUCGAUGAAAUGCCUGAGAGAGAUGUUGUUUCUUGGAGUACUAUGAUAAUGGGGUAUGUUCAAAAUGGGAACUUGGAAGAUGGGUUGGAGUGUUUUAGGUUGAUGAGGGAGAAAGGGAUAAAACCUAAUGAGGCUAUUUUGGUUACUGUGCUUUCUGCUUCUGCUAAUUUGGGUUUGUUAGGGUUUGGGAAGUUUAUUCAUUCCACUAUUGAGUCUUUGAGGUUUCGAAUAACUGUUCUGAUUGGAACUGCUUUGGUUGACAUGUAUGCAAAGUGUGGUUGCAUUGAAGAGUCUAGAGCCUUGUUUGAUGGAAUGUUGGAGAAGGAUAUAUGGACUUGGAAUGUUAUGAUUUGUGGGCUGGCUUCACAUGAUCGUCCAAAGGAAGCAAUUGGAUUAUUUCAUGAGUUUAUACGUGAGGGUUUUAGUCCUGUGAAUGUGACUUUCGUUGGUGUUUUAAAUGCUUGUAGUAGGGCUGGUUUUGUUAGUGAGGGAAGGCAUUACUUUAAGUUAAUGGUAGAUGGUUAUGGCAUUCCACCGGAGAUGGAGCACUAUGGGUGCAUGGUGGAUCUCUUGGCUCGUGCAGGGUUAAUAGAUGAAGCAGUUCGGUUGAUUGAAACCAUGACUGUUGCACCGGAUCCUAUAAUGUGGGCAACACUGCUUGAUGCUUGUAAGAUUCAUGGGUUAGUGGAAAUGGGAGAAAAUAUUGGGAAUAAGUUGUUAAAGUUGGAUCCUACACAUGAUGGUCAUUAUGUGCAGUUAUCUGGAAUCUAUGCAAAAGCAAGAAAAUGGGAAGAUGUCGUUAGAGUUCGGAGGUUGAUGGUUGAGAGAGUUUCCAAUAAAGUUGCGGGUUGGAGCUUGAUUGAAGGGGAUGGUAGAGUUCAUCGUUUUGUUGCAGGGGACAGAGACCAUGACCAUUCUUCAGACAUUUACAAAAUGCUUGAAAUAAUAGGACUGAGGAUAACUGAAGCUGGUUACUCACCAAAACAUCUCACCUGUGUAGCAUGAUAAGGAAGAAGAAAGGGAUCAAUUUUGGAGCUGAGUUGUAUGAUUAGUGGGAUGUGACUUUCAGAAGUUUUCAGCUGUACCAAUGCAGUUUUUGGACAUUUUGUGGGUUGGAUUUAAAUUCUAUAGUUGCAGUUUUGUUCUGUUUGUGUGGAGAACCAUAAUCUUUCCUUGCAUAAGCUAUUUUGCGCAAUGUUCUUAAAUCACAUCCUGUGCUUAGGUUCUUUUCAGUCUAUUCAAAAUUCUUUUUGCCUAUAAAAAAACUCUUCCUGAACUUCUUUUGCCCGGGGUUGUUAUUAUGUGUGUGUAAUUUUAUGUGUUUAAUCCACAGAUCAAUGAAGUAUGUAUGGGGUUGUUUAGAUUGGCUUAUUUUGGGCUUAUCUACAAGCAUAAGUAUUAAUGGAACUGUUUGCGAAAGAAUAUCAUAAAAACUUAUGAGCUCCCACAAGCAGUUUUUGACAAUCUCCCCCAACAAGUUUAUGAAUUUGGGCUUAUGAAUUCCAAUAAGCUUAUGAACACCCAAAAACACGGACCCACAUACUGUUUAGCGAACUGAUCAACAAACACAAAACAUGCAAAUCUCUCUUCACUCUGCAACCUAUUGCUCUGCAACUCACUUUCUCUCUGUUCGCUUUGCAACUCUGAUGAGCCCUAGUUCCGUGCUUCUCGUCUUCCCCUUACUUCGCUCUUCAACUCAGGUAUUUAGAGGACAAUACUUGAAAAGAGGACAAUACUAGUGUAGUUGAUACUAUUGCAGGGGUAGCAAAUGAGAGCAGACAUCUCAAGAAAGUACCAGACAAAUAGAGAGUAAGAAAUACUAUUAUACAUCCAAACACUUAUUUUUGUAUAAGCACUUUUCGAUCGAAAAGUUGCAACAUUUUAUAAGUGCUUUUGUAAUUAUACAUCCAAACACCUAUUUUUCUAUAAGAAGUUUUCAAUGCACAUGUCUAAAAAAUUAUAACAUUUUAUAAGUGCUUUUGUAAUUAUAAAUCCAAACACUAAUUUUCGUUUAAGCACUUUUCAAUGUUCAAUGUACAAACACUUAUUUUAUCCAAACACGUAUUUUUGUGUAAGCGCUUUUCAAU
Trifolium pratense (red clover) is the source of this 3015-nucleotide messenger RNA. Its product is annotated as pentatricopeptide repeat-containing protein At5g48910-like. Gene Ontology annotation, biological process: RNA modification. Gene Ontology annotation, molecular function: RNA binding; protein binding. The transcript is spliced from 2 exons. The coding region runs from base 329 to 1933 and encodes 534 amino acids. The record is from RefSeq and is a predicted model, not a curated record. NCBI's taxonomy places the organism in Eukaryota, Viridiplantae, Streptophyta, Magnoliopsida, Fabales, Fabaceae.